GUCUCAGUGGAAAAGUACAGCACGGAAGUGGUGUGCUUGUGGACCUUUAUCAGAGCCAAACACUUUUUCAAGUGAGACAGCAUGGUGUGCAGACCAAUCCAACAAUAAUUAGGUCAUAGAGCAGCCAAAGGGAACCACAGCCACUUUGUUUCUUACUCUGGCUCUGCUCAUGACAUGUUUGUGUAGAGAUCCUGUGGUUCAUCCAGCUGAGAGGAAUACUGAUCAGUUUGCCAUUGAUGUAAGCAACUCUUGGGGGAGGGGGCUUUGUGAUGGAGGGGGAAUUCCUCAAAGGAAAUAGUCUCGAGGCGCCCUGUCAGGAUAACAGAGUGGUGAAGAAGACUCAGCUGUUGGACCGGGGCCAGUGGGCAAGCAAGUUGGAGUUCCUGCUGGCUGUAGCGGGAACACUGGUUGGACUGGGAAACCUCUGGAGGUUUCCUUACUUGUGCUACAAAAAUGGGGGAGGUGCAUUUCUGGUUCCAUAUGUCCUGUUUCUGCUCGCUUGUGGUAUCCCUAUGUUCCUCCUGGAGACAGCCAUGGGGCAGUUCACAUCUCAGGGAUGUAUCACCUGCUGGAGGCAUUUCUGCCCCCUGUUUGAAGGGAUUGGUUACGCUACCCAGGUGGUGAUUGCAUAUGCUGCCGUGUCAUACAUCGUUAUACAGGCAUGGGCCUUCUUCUACCUCUUCUCAUCUUUCAGUGCUGAAGUCCCGUGGGCCAGCUGCAGAAACACCUGGAACACAGAGUCUUGUGUUGAAUUUGAUAAAACAAAUAUGUCCACCAACUGGACAGCAAACGCAACAACACCUGCAACAGAGUUCUGGGAGAGACGAGUACUGGGUAUAUCUCGGGGGAUUGAGGAGGUUGGUAGCCUGAGGUGGGAGUUGGCCUUGUGUCUCUUGCUGGCCUGGAUCCUUUGCUACUUCUGUGUUUGGAAAGGAGUUAGAUCCACUGGAAAGGUAGUUUACUUUACAGCCACUUUCCCCUAUGUGAUGUUGGUGGUUCUGUUGGCUCGUGGACUCACUUUACCAGGAGCUAUGGACGGCUUAGCCUUCUACCUGUAUCCUGACCCGACAAGGUUGGUGGACCCCCAAGUUUGGAUGGACGCAGGUGCACAAGUUCUUUUCUCUUUUGGGAUUUGUCAAGGGAGUUUGACCGCUCUGGGCAGUUACAAUCAAUAUAACAAUGAUUGUUACAAGGACACAUUUGUUCUCUGUUUGGUGAAUGGUGGGUCCAGUUUUGUGGCAGGGUUUGCAAUCUUUUCCGUUUUGGGCUUCAUGUCUUACGAACAAGGACUGCCAAUAUCUGAAGUGGCCGCUUCUGGACCUGGCUUGGCUUUUAUUGCCUAUCCACGUGCCGUAGCCAUGAUGCCUGUACCUCAGUUAUGGGCUAUAUGCUUCUUCAUCAUGGUCAUCUUGUUGGGUGCAGACACACAGUUUGUGAGUCUGGAGUGCCUGAUGACCUCAGUGACCGACAUGUUUCCCACUGUGUUUCGACGAGCUUAUCGUCGAGAGUUGCUGCUGCUUUGUCUCUGCUCUGUUUGCUUCUUCCUUGGCCUCCUUCUGGUCACAGAGGGGGGCUUGUAUUUCCUUCAACUCUUCGACCAUUAUGUUUGUAGUGGCAACAAUCUUCUCCUUCUUUCAGUGUGUCAGUCGAUAGCGAUUGGAUGGAUAUAUGGUGCAGACCGUCUCUAUGACAACAUUGAAGACAUGAUAGGUUAUCGUCCAUGGCCACUGAUGAAGUAUUGCUGGCUUUACAUCACCCCUGCUGUUUGUAUGGGUACAUUCAUCUUCUCAGUGGUGAGGUACAAGCCUCUCAAGUUCAACAAAACCUACGUCUACCCGACCUGGGCCUACGCUUUGGGCUGGUUUCUCGGACUGUUCUGUGUUCUCCUGGUUCCUCUGUGGAUCAUCUUUAAAGUUACUCAGAUGAAAGGGACGACAUGGCAGAGCCUCAGGCAGCUUUGCCGCCCAGAAAACAAGACACACAACACGGCAAAGCAACCCGAGCAAUGCCCUCUGAACCCAGACAACAUUCUUACUCCUGCUGCCAAUGAAUACAAGGGAAAUGGUGGAUCUGAGAUGGAGAUGCAAGUUUGAGACACUGAGCAUUUUUGAUAAACUUUUAAAUGUGAUGUUUUUAUUCUGAACUCUAGGUUUUACAAGCAAAGCAUUUUUAAGUAAUUAAAGCAAUAAACUCUGCUGGGUAACCAUAACAGGUCUGCAACCUGCACAGUGAGCGGGGAGUAUACCAGCAAAUAGAGAAAGUUUUUUAAAGUUUUUAAAAUCUAUUUACAUUUAAAACAAACCUUUAAUAAGUAUGAUCAAGUUAAAUCAGUGUUCCACCAUCCUCCACAGAGGAUGAGGACGCUGGUCCUGAUAUUCACUGCCCAUUAACAUGCACUGUCACCACAGAUUUUCACAUAAUCUAACCCCCCUUACAUGAUGUAAGUGAAGAAUAUUGCCUUUUAUUUGUGAUAUAUUAAGCUUAAAUACAGUACACAUGUUUGAAAUGGUUUGCCUUACGCAGGGCCAGAUGUGAGACAGAUUUAAAUGUAAAAAUACAUUGUAUCUGUAUUAUCUGGCUCUGUUAGCUAUCUAUUUUAUAAUAUGUUUAUAUUGUCACAUAUAUUUAGCUACAGAUGUUAAUGAUAUUGUCACUAUCAUUUGUUAUAGUACAGUGGAGACCCUAAGCCUGAGUCUGCUACCAAAACAAAAAAGUACAGUCCACAGUUUGCUCUGCUGCAACUCAUCACACUCAUCACAUCUCACUGAAUGACUGGUGGUUGGUUUAUUUUCAACUCUUCACAGUCACAGGUUCUCAUGUGGAGUAAUGUUUCAGUGGAUUAAUUGUGCACAGCUUCAGCACCGAUGAUACUGUUAUUUUUAGUUCUAUUUUCUGAAUAGAAAAUGUUUGAAGCAAUUUGCAGGGUUUUAAGAGUGUCUCCCCUUUGAAUCACUACAAAUGUCUGCUACCAGGGAACGUUGCAGGAGGAUAAAUCCAAGUCUAAAUCUAUAAACGACACCUUGUAGCCGUCAGUUAUUGCGGUCAGCAGUUAACAUCACUUCGCUCGUGACAGACUUAUGAGUUUAAAAUUGGGAAAUGAAUCAUUUUUAUGGUUCAGGUAAAUUCUCACACACAUUUUUUGGUGGUGGACUCAGGCUUUUAGAUCCCAUCGUGGCUGUUUUGCUGUUGUUCUAAAGAUCCUUGACAGAUAAUUAACUUCAAAUUCUGGGCAACGUCUAACAUGUUUUGACAGGAGAGUGAAGGUGAUUCACUAAAAGCUGCUGAAGUUACAAUACUGUCAGACAUAACAUACGUUAUGUUAGUGUCAAGAAAUUAAGUCUUAAAUCUUGUAACCAUAUCACGUUUAUUUUACGAUAUUCAGUGCUGUUCCCACCACAAUUAGAUCACAAAAAAUUGUGCACUUUAUCUGGUUACUGAAUGUCCAACAUUUUUUGUCAAAUUCUAUUCAGGCUUUAAGAAAUCAAUAAAUUAUGUUUCAUACUGUCUUGA
Molecule: messenger RNA, 3510 nt
Organism: Lates calcarifer (barramundi perch)
Lineage: Eukaryota; Metazoa; Chordata; Actinopteri; Centropomidae
Product: sodium- and chloride-dependent GABA transporter 2
Exons: 15
Coding region: 270-2093 (607 amino acids)
Biological process (GO): sodium ion transmembrane transport
Cellular component (GO): membrane
Source: RefSeq, a predicted model, not a curated record